AUGAAUAUCAAAACAAACUGUGAAGCUAACGCAGCACCCGAACCCCCAGCAUACAAGUUUAUCCCCAAAAUUCCAAAAGACAGGAAGCAAGUGAUUCUCAUCUCCUCGGUGUUGGUGCUUCUGACUACAGUAAUUAUUGCAGCCAUUCUCAUUGGAGUUUAUAUUACUCAGGAAUACACUGAAAGGAUAAUCAAAACCAUCAGCCACGGAAAGGAUGGUCAGACCGUGGAGAGGACCACAAUGGUGAACAAUCAGGAAAGAGUGGCUGCAUUUUUGAUCAAGACCAAUAAGACUUCAGCCACAGUUGUCUACGACUACAAACAUCAUCUGAUUGGCAUCCGAAUUCGGGAUCAAAAACAAUGCUUAGUGGUGGCGAUGGAUUCAAUUGACGUCCCAAGUUUAAAGGAAAUCACCCAGGGAAUCGAACGUUUUGGCAAAGAGGUCUCAGAAAGCAAGAGCUUGGUCUACAGCUUCAAGAAGGGAAAACGGGCUGACCGCACCACUCUUGGAACAACUAUAAAUAUCCUUUGUGGUGAUAUCCCUAUCUACUGGGCUGAGUUUGGUAUCCAUGGAAGCGAGGAAAGAGAAUACAUGGGAAGAGAGAGAGAGAUAGGCGAGAGCGAGCGGGAGACGCUCUAG
This is a messenger RNA of Protobothrops mucrosquamatus (brown spotted pit viper), 639 nucleotides long. RefSeq names its product pulmonary surfactant-associated protein C-like. Gene Ontology annotation, cellular component: extracellular region; alveolar lamellar body. The transcript has 6 exons. The coding region runs from base 1 to 639 and encodes 212 amino acids. The record is from RefSeq and is a predicted model, not a curated record. Gene Ontology annotation, biological process: respiratory gaseous exchange by respiratory system. Lineage: Eukaryota; Metazoa; Chordata; Lepidosauria; Squamata; Viperidae.